Molecule: messenger RNA, 5300 nt
Organism: Colossoma macropomum (tambaqui)
Lineage: Eukaryota; Metazoa; Chordata; Actinopteri; Characiformes; Serrasalmidae
Gene: acvr1l
Product: activin A receptor, type 1 like
Exons: 11
Coding region: 324-1841 (505 amino acids)
Biological process (GO): dorsal/ventral pattern formation; protein phosphorylation; heart development
Cellular component (GO): BMP receptor complex; plasma membrane
Molecular function (GO): SMAD binding; transforming growth factor beta receptor activity, type I; ATP binding
Source: RefSeq, a predicted model, not a curated record
GAACCGCAGCUAGUCAGGACUAGGAUAUAGUUAGCUGUAGGCUAGGCUAGCUGGUUAAGUCAGUCUAGGGCGCAGCGACGGCUGGCUAACGCUAACGCUACAUUACCGAGCCGUGUGAGGUGUUUACGGGAUGUUUAGUGUUUGGCUGGGGUUGGACUGUGUUGGACUGGGUUGGACUGUGUUGGACUGGGUUGGACUGUGUUAGACUGUGUUAGCCGGCAGUGCUGGAGACGAUGACUGUGCUGGUGAGGCCUGGUGGCUAUGCAGAUGUAUAAAGGCGGUGUUGAGAGUCACAUCAGGAUUUGUACCAUGCAGUGAACCAAAUGGGUCAUUGCUGCACCCGAGUCAUUUUCCUCCUGCUGCUCCAGGCGUUGCAGACUUUAGCUGAAGAUGGGUCCAUUGACUGUGUGUGCGUGGGCAGUGACUGCAUGUCGCAGCAGUGUAAGGGAGACCAGUGCUAUGCCUCCGUGACCGUUAGCAACGAUGUACCCUCGUUCAGGCGCGGGUGUUUGAUUGGCCCAGAGAGCAGGCGGAUGACCUGCUCGGCUGCCCCCUCGGCCAGUCAUGUAGUGGAGUGCUGCUCUCAGCCAAUGUGCAACGUCAACGCCUCGGUGGAGUCACUGCUGCAGCUGCUGCCCAAGAGUCCAGAGGGGGAGCCUGUGCGCUACCGUGUGGAGACCCUGGUGCUUUUUGUACUGGGACCCUUCGUAGUGCUGGCCCUGCUGGCCACUCUGGCAGUGCUGGUCUGCCGCAGGCUCCAUCCAGGCCGCCUGGAGAGACUGCACGAGUUUGAUCCGGAGCAGGGCGCCAUUGACGGCCUCAUCGCUCCCAACGUGGGAGACAGCACCUUGGCGGAUCUACUUGAUCACUCCUGCACAUCUGGCAGUGGGUCUGGGCUGCCCUUCCUGGUGCAGAGGACGGUGGCCCGUCAGAUCAGCCUGGUGGAGUGUGUCGGAAAAGGGCGAUACGGGGAGGUGUGGAGGGGACAGUGGCAGGGAGAGAACGUGGCUGUGAAAAUCUUCUCCUCCAGAGACGAGAAGUCCUGGUUUCGGGAAACGGAGAUCUACAACACUGUUCUACUGCGGCAUGAAAACAUAUUAGGGUUCAUGGCGUCGGACAUGACCUCACGGAACUCCAGCACUCAGCUGUGGCUGAUCACGCAUUACCAUGAGAACGGUUCACUGUACGAUUACCUGCAGCGGGUGGCCGUGGACAUGUCUGACGGCCUGCAGAUGGCCGCCUCGGUGGCCAGCGGCCUCGUUCACCUGCACACGGAGAUUUUCGGCACCGAGGGUAAACCGGCCAUCGCCCACCGCGACCUGAAGAGCAAGAACAUCCUGGUGAAGAAGGACCUGCGCUGCUGCAUCGCGGACCUCGGCCUGGCGGUCACUCACUCUCAGGCAGACAAUCAGCUGAAUGUGGGGAAUAACCCCAAAGUGGGCACUAAGCGCUACAUGGCCCCCGAGGUGCUGGAUGAGUCCAUUCAGACGGACUGCUUCGAUGCCUACAAGAGGGUGGACAUCUGGGCCUUUGGCCUGGUGCUGUGGGAGAUCGCCCGCCGCACUUACAGCAACGGGAUUGUGGAGGAGUACAAGCCUCCAUUCUAUGACCUGGUGCCUAAUGACCCCAGCUUCGAGGACAUGCGUAAAGUGGUGUGCGUGGAGCAGCAGAGGCCAUUCAUCCCCAACCGCUGGUUCUCUGAUCCUACGCUGUCUGCUCUGGUGAAGCUGAUGAAGGAGUGCUGGUACCAGAACCCAUCGGCUCGCCUCACGGCCCUGCGCAUCAAAAAGACUCUAGACAAAAUCCACAGCUCCUUGGAGAAGGGCAAGCCGGACUGCUGAGCCCCCAGGAACAGAGCGAAAGCCCUUCUAGCAGGACCCCACAGAUGCUGGCAGUGGUGUCUGUAUUACGGUCCUGGAUGUUCAUCUUGCUGGUCUAGGAACAGCUCCCCCAUCGCCUCUGUAGGAAACACUGAUCCUGGAUCUGCACCCUUGCUCUUCUCCAAGACCUUCUGAUCAUUCUCUGCAAUAUUUUGUGAAUCCAGUUUUACAUCCCCCUUUCUUUUAUGACUCUGACUGACAGCAUCAGACCGGACAGCGGCCGUGCAAUACAAGCAAAGCCGGUUUUGUGGGCUGUAUCGGACUGAAACCUCAACAUUUGCGCUGGGGCUUGUUUUGUACCUGGUCUCAGAGACUCAUAUAGACCCCCCGGCCAGCGUAAAGAUUUAUGCAUCAACACGCCUCAGAAUCGCUACCCAUAAUGGAGAGCCAGUGCAGUGUGAUCAUCCAAAUCACUUAAGAAGUUCUGCUGUUCAAAUUAGACUACUUAGUCAUAGGGGAGCUGAUCCUGGAUCAGCAUUUUGGACUUUGAGACUCUUCAACGUUUUUAAACGUCGUUUUUCCAGACAAUCUCACCACACAAGAGUGAACGGACAACACUGGAUAGAUUCUAAGACACUAAUCCUGGUAUCCUCCAGACUGCUACACUACCACAGUAGAUUUUGGAAAGAAAGUCAGCCUGACGAAACAUCCUUCUUUAUCCCUCUUUAGAAACACUAAAGACACUUUUUCAUGUUUUCAGUCAUCUUAUCGUUGGCCCAGUGCGGUCAGUGUUGGUUCGGUUCAGCAUUUAGUGCCCUGCUGUAGUUUUUGCCUGUGACUGAAGCCAUCCUGGCACUAAAGCCUUUCUCGCGCUCUCUUCAUCUUCCUUUAUCUCUCGUGCAGCCCUUGCGCUGGGCAGUCCCACUAAAACUUAAGUGACAAUCAUUUGCUGCUCGGUCAGUCCUGCAUUACUAGGCUGCGUUUUAUGGACGUCCUUUGUCAUAUUGCUAUAAUGCAAAUCUUUGUAGGUUAACCUUUAUGCCUUUUUCUGUCAGCAUCGACACACAUUCACCGUCAUGUACGCUGUAGUCAUUUUAAGUGUUCCCAGUGCUUUUUGCUCUUGAAUUGCAUAGUAAGCAGAGCAAGUGCAACUGAAACAUGUAUUGGUUCGCAUCUGCUUUAUAAAAGACACAGUUCGGAGGCUGUUGAGGAGGCAGAUUGCGUCUCGUUUGAGAAGCUUUUGGGCUCUAGACGUGGACACGAAGACACUGAUGUAUUUAUAAUGAAUGAGGACAAAGAAGUAGGAAUACCGCUAGACACUGCAUUGUAAACUGUGACCGUAAUAGAAUGUAAUAUAUUGUAUUUAAAGAUAGGAAUACUAAAAGUAACGUAGCUCGGAUAAGGCUUCCUCGCUUUGCCAAGGCGCACCUGCUCUGGUUUUAUUACCUUUUACUCAAGCACGUUUUACACUUACGGGGGAGUUCCACUAAUUUUCUUUUGCAAAAUUUCUGCAUAAUUCAGAGCGGUUUAAUGUGAAAUGGUGCACUGCAGGGAAACUGAUCGACUCAAGAUUCCUGGACAGUGGUAGUGAUAGGAACCAGAAGGCACCGUACAAUAAUAUAGCCAUUUUAUACUAUUAUACUAUCCAGAAUGACAAAUGAACCUACAUGUGUGCUCAUUGUACAGCUGUAAAGACAUAUUCUGUCCAAAAUCUUCUAAAAAAUAUCUGAAAAACAUGUCUGACAUCAGGCAGUGUCUUCAUAACCAUUUCAUGUAAUGACUUUCUGUGAGAGAGCUUUUAGAGGUGGAUGUCUGGUUCCUAUCACCACCACUGUGAACAGUUCUGACUCAGUAAGUUUCUCUAGAACAGAGCGUUUCACCCCAGACCACUCUGAAUGACUUUACAGCUUAAUAAUUUAAUUAUGCAAAAAUUUUAGAAAUUUUGAAAACUUGGUGGAAUUCCCUUUCAAAACAGCUUCCGCUUAUCCACACUGUGAGAAUGAUCUGUUUCUGGUCUCUGAACAAAAAGGGUCCACGCUGAUGGAAUCGUGAGGACCCUGAAGCUUUUGUCUUCCUGCGCAUAAAGUCAAGCUAAACAAUGCCUUAUGAAGCAGGAGCCGCUUCAGGUUCUGCCCACCCCAGCAUACGUGGCGGGGUGGGGGGGGUGGGGGGAGCACAAAGCAGACCAAAAGUCAACCGUACCCAGUAGAUGAUGAAGAUGAAGUAAGGAUCAUUCCUGUUGGGCGGUGCUCAUUUUGGGGUUAAAUUAUCUGGCUAACAGAGAUACAGAUAUACUCCCCUGAUUCAGCUCAUUAUUAAAGGGGAAUUCCACCAAAUUUUCUAAAUUUCCACAUGAUUCAAUCAUUGAGACAACAACAUUCUGAGUGGUUUGAUGUGAAGUGGUUUAUUGUAGAGACACUAUGGCUGAGUUCGCACUGCAGGUAAAAGUGGCCCAAAUCAGGGGCCAGUUUCAUGAAAUGUUUUAAGAAAGAAAAUCUUCUUAAAUGUGGUUUUUUUUUGUUUUGUUUUGUUUUGUUUUUUUUUGUUUUUUACUUCAUUCUAAAGAAAAAAGUUAUGAGAAAUUCUUAUUCAGAUAACUUCUUAAGAAUGAUCUUAUUUUUUUCUUAACUAUUGUCUUAAAAACAACUCUAAGAACAAGUGUUAUUCUUGAAAACAUUGUUCUCACAGCUGUAAGAGUCGACAAGGUCAGCCUCUAAAUUUAUCACGGACACUGUCUUUGCUCCUCCUGUCCAUCCUCGUCUGUCACCCCAUAAUGUUCAUAUUUCCAGUGAGGAUUUUUUUCUCUGUUGUCUGUUUCUUCCACCAUCAUCUCUUGUUCUUGUUUGCUAAAUUUUUUUGAACGCUGGGUUUGAUGUUUUUCCCCCCAUUUUGCUCCUCUGAGCGGAUUAAACUAAACAAUGGAAAUAACACAAUACAAAUUCAGAAUGCAUCUUGCAUUGUUUAUGGUACGGGGUACUUGUUUUAAAAAAACAAUUAAGAUUAUCUUCAGAGAAGUUUGUGUUUUUCGAGAAUUACAUUUAGGAACGUUCUUAUGAACCUCUUAGUGUUUGUCGUAAGAACCUUCACGGGUUUUUUCCUAAGAAAGCUUUCGUGAAUCCGGCCCCUGAUCUUUUUAUUCAUAUGUGAGACACCUUUGUUUUUGUGUGACAGUGUGAACAACAAAAAAGACACACUGGCACUUAUUCAUCAAAGCUGCGUUUAAAAGAACACACAGUCUUUAAUGAUGUGCAAAUUCUGUGUCUGAAACAAGCAGAGCUUUUAGCGCAUAUAAGAAAUCGGCCUCAGUGCGUGAAAUCAAGCGCUGGCCCACCAGCACCUCAUUUACAUAUGAUGUACAUGAAACGUUCUAAUUCGUGCAGAUGUUUCAGGACUAAGGUGUAAGGAGCCCAUUCAAAGGCUCGUGAGCCAAUGUUUGUGGUCAUGGCCGGAGGAAAACUGUGUUGGAUGAGCAUGUGGGGC